CCCCCCGGAUUCAUUUCCAGAAAUGGAUUUCCUCCCACAAGGGCUUGGUGUAAAAGCCUCAGCUGAGCGGGUGUGAGCUCACUCGUCGCCAGGGGGUUACUGAGAGCAUGGAUUAGCUGCUGCCUCGCUCUGCCCCUGGGUUGUGACCAGCUCCCGCGAGUAACCCCCGUACCCCGCCCCGGCAUGAGCUGGCUUUCUAGGGCUCGAGGAUGGAGAGCUGGGCCCUGAAGGCAGCUGGGGGCUUUCUGGCUGCACUGCUGCUGACCGGCAGCGGGUUCCCAUUGUUGGGCACCCCGAAGCCACGAGCGGCCGGGACUGCCAGCGAGCCCAGCAGGGCGAGGAGCCCGGCUGACUCUGCACUGGGGCUGCACCAUCACCAGCGGCACAAGAGACACGUUGCUAGAAACAACUGUGCAGCUGACCAACUCUGGUACUCGACAGAUAAGCUCUGCUGCCAGAAGUGCCCGGCAGGAACGUUUAUGAGGGCUCCCUGCACGAGCCGUGGCUCUGGCACGGCCUGCGAGAGCUGCCCGCACGGCACCUACCUCUCCUUCCAGAACCUGGAGCGGAAAUGUCGCAAGUGCUCCGAGUGCCACGCACAAGCUUCCCAGGUCGUGCUGAAGAACUGCACUGAGACCAGCGACACCAAGUGCGGCUGUGGGACCGGCCACUUCCGGCAGUGCACGGACCUCACCUGCAGAGACUUCACCUGCCAGGAAUGCCGCAGGUGCAAGGGCAGGGUCACCCUUCAGAACUGUUCAGAGGAGGAUGCCCAGUGUGGGGACUGCCAGCCUGGCUUCUACCUGGAGGGCAGCGAGUGCCGAGCAUGUACCACCCAGAGCCCCGAGAAGUGCAGAGAAGCAUGCGGCAGGCCAUGUGGUGGCAGCAGCCAAGGCUUCGGGCUGGAGUACGUCCUGCUGGGCCUUAUGGGGCCCCUCUUCCUGGGAGCGCUUGUCAUCUACCGCAAGAGGAAGACGCUCAGUGAGGCCGCAGCAGUCAAAGACUCGAGGCUGCAACAGGCCUCAGCGUGUCUGUCUGGCACCGCAGAAAAGCCCCUGGAGUCACAGGGUUUGCUCCACCUUCAGAUCACGGAGGCAUCGCAAAUGAACGGCAACGCCUGUCCAGUCAGGCCCCUCGGCAGCCAGGACACCUGGGAGUCGCCGGCCAAGCCCCAGGACGCAGCAAGGCCCCUCCCUGGCGUUCUCCCGCAGGGCAGCAAGUUGUACGACAUCAUCAACACGGUGCCCGUGCGGCGCUGGAAGGAGUUCAUGCGGGUGCUGGAGCUGCACGACGGCGAGAUCGAGGUGGUGGAGCUGGAGUUCGCCCACGUCCGGGACCAGCAGUACGAGAUGCUGAAGAGGUGGUACCAGCAGAAGAACGCCACACUGGAGUCCAUCUUCUCGGCCCUGGAGCGCAUGGAGCUGGCCGGCUGCGCUGAGGAGCUGAGGCAGCGGCUGCAGAGGUGCCCGUGAGCCUGCCCAGCAGCGAGUGGCUGACGCUGCUAGCCAGGGCUGGCUUCCCCGGCUCCCCUCCAUGGGCUCUGACUUGGGACGGGAAGGAGAAGGCCUCCCCCAGGCCAGCGAAGCCAACCCUGCUGUCGCUGUGGGCAGGGCCUGCCGUGGCCUGGCACUUGGAGGAGCAGGUCUGGCUGCUGCUCUACAGCCAGGAAGCUGCGCCCCUGGCCCCUAGUGCAGGAGGGCAGGUCUCUGAACGCCCGGAGCAGUGCUGUGCCCGGGCCAGCGCAGGCCCCUCUGCACAAUGGCGGCGCUGGGACGAGAGGGGACACUCAGCAGGCAGCACCGCUCCCUCCCCUUGUAAGGAAAGCCUGCAAGUGCCACCUGCCUUCACAUCUCAGCCCGCGAGGAGCUGGGUGUGUGGAUGGCAGCAGAGCUGUGCUGGGAGUCACCCUGCGAAGGACAGCGCGGGGGAGCAAUGCACCCCUGGAGCCACAGACUUGGUGGUGGCAGCCGACCAAGGCAGGCAGAGGGUCGGCCUCAGCAUCAUUGUCUCUGUGCUGCUGCUGAGUCACGCUUCCCUUGCCCGGCCCUCAGCCCCAGCUGGGCUCCAUUUCCAAACGGCCUCUCCAGAACCCCCGCCCCACAGGACGCAGGCCCCCUCUGCGCCCUCCCUGGCCAUGCCCAGUAGCAGGAUGCAACAGGCACCUCUCCCAGAACCCCAGUUUUCCCUCUGAAGGGGGAAUCGGGGGCUUGAUGGAAAGCCCCUCCCCCAUCCUGCUAGGUUUACAAAUCAAACCCUGCUCAGCCCGCUCCAGGAACAGGGCAUGGAGUGUUCCCCCACUGGUUUGCAUUAAGCAGCCGUAGCUGGGCUGAGUACCACGGAGCAGCCCAGUGCGGGGGCUGCCGGAGAAGCCCAUGAGGGCUGGAGCACCUGCUGACAGCUUAGUGCUAACUCUCACAGCUGCGGCUGGUGGUGUGGGCAGCUUCCUAGACCCCACUGGCUAAGGAAGGGAGCGUGUCUCCUGGCUGGUCAGGACACCAGGCAGUCCCCUGGGCCCUGCCGCUGAGUCAGGGUGUGACCUUGGGCCAGUCAGCUCACCGCUCUGGCCAUGUUUCCCUGCGUGGGGCAGCGGAGCUCACUGAGCCCCGGGGCAGGAGACGCUGCCAGCAACGGGCAGGUCCUAGUGUCAGUGCCCAGGGUUCUCUGGAGGAGGGCUCAGGACCAAGCCAGAUCCAAGUUGAGCUGAGGGGCCUCAUCCUUUGCUCAGUGCUGACCCGACAACACGAGCACCUGAUGAAGCAGAGGGUUGACUCCUCUCAUGCUCCCUAUGGGCUCAGCAUCCCCCGGGGCUCCCCACUGCCCAUACCCAGGUCCCGCGCCUGCCCCCAGCCUGCUUAGCAACUCUAAGCCACCCCAGGAAGAUGGCAGCUGUUCUAGGGGGCCUCACUCCAGGGUUGCCAUCUCUGCUGAAAAAGGCACUUUGUGUACGUGCCUGUGUGGCCAAACUCCGGAAGAAAAAUGCUAGCCAAAACUGCUGCCUCCCCCCGGAAACAACACGCCUCUGCACAGAGCCUUAAAGGGAAGAGAGGCUGGGUGGCACGGCCCAGGAGACCUGCCUUGUUGGCUAGCUACAAAAUUCACCCAUCAUGCGGGACCCUUUAAAAGCAGCUGGGCUGCAUUACUGCUACCUGGGGCCUCUGCUCACCCCAGGUGGGGGCAGGUUUUCCAAUCUCCCGGGGGCUAGCUCAGCUGUGAGUGCGUUAGUCCAGCAGCCCCCAGGGGGGGAUUGGAGCACUGUACCAGUAAGUAUUGUUACUUAUCUUCUGUAGACAUUUUAUGUCAAUUAUUUAUAUUGCUGGCUCUGUCCUGCAGUCGCAGGGGCAGACUCGUUCUGUUCUUGUGCUGCAACAGGACAGCGCCUCUUCCGAGCUGGGGGCUCUCCCCACUAGUUGAGGAGAGGUGGCAGUUUUGUACCUUAUUUAUACCCCAUGUUGCCUUGAGGAAACUGAUCAGAAUCGGUUACAUGUCACAUGCACUGCUUCAUAACUGAACAGGGAUUUCGGCCCUCCUGCUGGGGAGAGGGUGGGGAAGCCCUGCCUGGGUUUCUGCUAAGGAGAGGGUGCCUAACGACGGGUGUUUGUGGUGGGGCAGGUCAUGCUGAGCCCCAGGGGAGUUGGAGAUGCUCAGCGUCACUGAAGUCAGACCGUAGGUGCCCCAGCUCCUAGCGCUAGGGCCUUCAGUGAGCCGUGUCUCCAUGUACAGAGAAGGAGCAGCCAUUACCUUCCUGAGCAAGUCUCUCUGCUCCAGCUGGGCCUGGGAGCACAGCCACCUUGCGGCAGGCUGGGGCUGCGUGUUAAAAUGGGCUCUGGGGUGCACACGCAAGGAACAGCAGAGCUGGGGGUCAGGGACAGGGCUCUUUCCCUGUGUCUGUAACUGACAAUAAAUCCGUGUGGUGUU
Messenger RNA from Dermochelys coriacea (leatherback sea turtle), 3915 nucleotides. RefSeq names its product TNF receptor superfamily member 25 (gene TNFRSF25). Gene Ontology annotation, biological process: signal transduction. Lineage: Eukaryota; Metazoa; Chordata; Testudines; Dermochelyidae. Gene Ontology annotation, cellular component: plasma membrane. The record is from RefSeq and is a predicted model, not a curated record. The transcript is spliced from 10 exons. Gene Ontology annotation, molecular function: protein binding. Bases 210 to 1472 code for a protein of 420 amino acids.